This is a messenger RNA of Ylistrum balloti, 2073 nucleotides long. RefSeq lists its product as uncharacterized. The transcript is spliced from 2 exons. The record is from RefSeq and is a predicted model, not a curated record. The coding region runs from base 1 to 2073 and encodes 690 amino acids. Gene Ontology annotation, molecular function: zinc ion binding. Lineage: Eukaryota; Metazoa; Mollusca; Bivalvia; Pectinida; Pectinidae.
AUGCCUGGAAAGGGAGAAUUUCGGUGUGUUGUUUGUUCUAAGAGAACAAAACCUGGGGACAGGCGCUUCACUAAAGGCAAGGAAAACUCUUCACUAAGAAAAUAUUUGUUGAAAACAUAUAUGAUACAAACAAAAGAAGAAGAUGUCAUUUGUGGAAAGUGUCGUAUGUCAUGUCAUCGCUCAAUACUACAGCGUCGUACACACAUCGCUCAACACCACUCUUCAGUUGAAGCCCCUUGUAAUAAAUCAACAAAGAACAUCCUUUCAUCGCCGCGGAAUAUUACACUUUCAAUCCCAUCCACUGGAAGUAGCCACAAAAAAUGUUUUGUAUGCAAUACUUACCCAAAGAAACUGGUGGUAAUAUCUCGUGACGCGAAAUACGACCUCUUCCUGCGAAAAGGGGUUUUAGUUCCGUUCGGAGCAAGAUGUUGUAGUCAUCAUAUCGAGGAUGGUCUAUUGCAAAAUGAUGCUUGUGAAAACAUUGCUAUAAAAAGUGACCUAUCUUCUCUUAAUCGUACUGAAAUAGUGGCAUUGAUUUCUAAGAUUAGAGAUGUAGCAAAUACACAGCAAAGCAAACGCAUUGACUUUGACUCACCGCAUGCCCUUUCGAAUGAAGAUUUCAUUACACUAACUGGACUAUGUACACAGCAUUUUAACGAUUUGUGUACUCACUGUGCUGGUUCUGUGCGAUCUUCAAAGAAUAGGAGCAUUAAAUCUUGUGUCGGCAUCUUUCUUACUAAACUAAAAAGUGGCAUGUCAAAUAAAGUCCUAUCAACAGUUUUUAACAUUGGAAAAGAUUCUAUUCGACGUGCAGUAACAUCGGCAAGAGUUGCACUAGCGAAAGACUUUGUUCCAUCAAAUUUGGGAUUUCAGCAUGUUAGUCGACAAGAUGUUAUACUGAAACACACAAGACCACUCGCCCAAACAUUGUUUGGAGGACUUAUGGAACCAGCCAUUCUUGUAAUUGAUGGCACCUACAUUUAUAUACAAAAGAGUGGCCAAUUUAUGUUCCAAAGGAGGAGUUACAGCAUGCAUAAGCACCGGCCGUUGGUAAAACCUAUGAUGUUUGUCACCACAACAGGUUACAUAGUGUCCGUGUUAGGUCCCUAUUUUGCCGAUUCCAAAAACAAUGAUGCCAGCAUCCUGAAUCAGAUUUUAAAUUCCAACAUUCAAGAAAUCAAGGAGUGGAUUCAGGAAAAUGAUGUGUUUGUGGUUGACAGAGGCUUUAGAGAUUCCAUGGACCUCCUACAACAGCUAGGAAUACAAACAGAGAUGCCUUCUUUUUCCAAGCAAAGGAAACAGCACACUACCGGAGAAAGCAACGCUUCCAGGCUUGUUACUAAAAUAAGAUGGGUCGUUGAGGCUGUGAAUGGACGGUUAAAAACCUGGAAAUAUUUGGAUCGUGUGUUGCCAAACUCACAGAUUCCAUACAUAGGCGAUAUUGUCAGGAUUGUGUGUGCAAUCUUCAACAAGUUCGGUACACCAAUAAGCACGGGGGAUGCAGAGCAAGAUCAACUGCUAGGAUCGAAAAUGUUGCAUUUGUCACGGAAGCAGAAUUCUCUUUGGGAGAGAAUUGAACGAGAAGGCCUUUUCAAUCGACCUAGUAAGUGGCAGAAGAUGGAGACCACAACUGAUAUCAUAUUUCCUGUUCUGACAGAAGAAGACCUGCGGAAUUUGACACUGGGAGUGUAUCAGCUCAAACUGGCACGGUCCUACACACAGGAACAUAUGAGCGAAACGGGAGGAUAUGAAGUAUCUAUCUGUAAAGUAGAUGCUAAUCUGAUCAAUGCCAAGAUACAGAGCCGACAUUUUUCCUCAAAACUUUACCAAUUGUGGGUAUCAUUUGAUGAUUGUAAUGUGCAAGGAUGGUACUGUUCAUGCCGUGCUGGGGCGAGGGUGGUUGGGACUUGCUCCCAUGUUGCAUCCAUCUUAUGGUAUAUGGGAUUUGCACGUCAUUUAGACAAGUCCUUUGACUUUAGUAAGGACUGGACACAAUAUUUACAAGAUGCCAGUUAUACACCAGACCCAAUCAGUAUUGAUGAGAGUGAUGAUGAAGGUAACACGGAGGAAUAA